Molecule: messenger RNA, 846 nt
Organism: Brettanomyces bruxellensis
Lineage: Eukaryota; Fungi; Ascomycota; Pichiomycetes; Pichiales; Pichiaceae
Exons: 1
Coding region: 1-846 (281 amino acids)
Biological process (GO): vesicle fusion; intracellular protein transport; Golgi to vacuole transport
Cellular component (GO): membrane; endomembrane system; SNARE complex
Molecular function (GO): SNAP receptor activity; SNARE binding
Source: RefSeq, a predicted model, not a curated record
AUGUCAGAAAGCAACCUUCCUAUUGAUUUAGAGGACCAACAGUCAUACAGAGAUGUGCCAGAGUUUGAUUUACUUAGCGAUCAGAUCUCAGGUUCUCUAAUUGAGAUAAGCAACAAUCUCAGUCGUUUGGAGAAGAACAUCGAUGUUUUGAAGAUUAAGGCCAAGGAUAACAGCACGGAAAACAGUACAAAAGACAUACAAAGGCAACAGAGAAUAUGUGUGGACUUAAUCAGCAGCCUGAUGGGGACGUUUAAGGAAAUAUCUGUUCACAGAAAGCAAAUGGACCAGUUGGAUAGAGAGCAACUCAAUAAAAGUCAAGUAUUUGUGCGGGAUAAGUUAAAUCGGAGUAUUAAGGCGUUGCUAGACCAGUUCAGAGGACUGCAGAGAGAGGUUACGUUGAUUGAUGCCGCAUUGAACGAGGAAAACACAAACAUAGAGCACAAUCAGCAUGAAUUGGCACUAAAACCUGCAGAGGAAACCAAUGCACAAAACGUCACACAGCAGAGGUCAAAACUCAUCAUGGAAUACCAGCCGGUGAAUGCAGAAGAGGUGGAAUACCAGCAGAACAUGGUACAGGAACGGGAAAGAGACAUCGAGCAGAUUUCACAUGGUGUGGAAGAGCUAAAUGAGAUCUUUCAGGAUUUGUCCACCAUAGUGACCUCUCAGGGUGAAAUGGUUGAUAAUAUUGAAACAAACAUAUACAGCACACUAAAUGACACACGAUCUGCAAGUAGGCAUCUCAAACGGGCCGAUAGAUAUCACCGCAAUAGGCGUAAGUUCUGCUUUUGGCUUCUUGUGAUAUCAUGUGUGGUUUUAUUUUUCUUGAUCUUGAUCAUCUUCGCUUAG